Messenger RNA from Acaulospora colombiana, 693 nucleotides. The record is from the annotation of a GenBank genome assembly. NCBI's taxonomy places the organism in Eukaryota, Fungi, Glomeromycota, Glomeromycetes, Diversisporales, Acaulosporaceae.
AUGAGAAUUGGACGAGAUGGUCAUCUCUCAGCUCAAACAGGUAAUCCGGAGAUGGAACGAUCUCAGAAGUCGAAAUCGCAAGGAACACGAAAGGAUCCAUACUCACAACUCGAGAGUGAACUUCAGAGGGAAAAGGAUCACCUAAUGCUCAUUUUAGAACACAUCGACAACCAAAAACUGAAAUUGAAAACCGAGGAGACCGUUUUGCUUGCGAUGCUCAACAUUCACGAUCCAACAACCACCAAUGGCACGACAACACCUCUAUCAGACAAUGGCUUAAAUGUGGAGGAGGGUAAUUUGGUGAACAAAGGAACUCCUGUGAUUGAAAACGUUGACGCCAACUUUACGUCAGCAUUCUCGACUUCGCCAAGUAUUAGUUGUUUGAGUCCUGUUUUGAGUCAAAGUCCGAUCGAAUUAAUUGAAGAAACAUCGUCAAUUAUGCCCACUACAUUCCGUUCUUCUGGUAUACACGACGAAGGAUCAGUGUUUAAUGUCAAUGAUGAAUCUCAUACACCAGCCGCUCGAUCUGAUGAUUUGCCCAACGUCGAUUCGACCGAUAUGGAAAUUGCCAAUGCAUUAUCCAUCCUCGAGAACAUGUCGGAUUGUGAAGAUGACGAUGUGGACGGAAUGAUUAAUGUCGACGGAUCACCCUCGGUGGUCAACGAUAACGCAUAUGAUACGGGUAAGUUGUGA